AUGUUCUCUAGCCGAGGAAGAAGACCAGUUGGUAGAUAUCCGCGUAGAGCGCCACAUCACAGACAUCAUCACCAAGCGAACUUACCACAACAUGGAGAACAUCGUACGGAUAUUCGAGAUUCAACAAAGUUGUCCCGCAUCCAAAGCUUAUUGUCUCGCAUCCGUGACGACAAUGAAUCGCUUUACACUCGCCGCACAAACUCUUUGAAUCAAUUGUCGAACAUGGUAAAUGAAUCAAUGUCAACAUGGGAGGCAAAUCAAUUAUUCGAAAGCAUGACGAAAGGAACGGGCGGAAUGCCGACAAUAGAAAGUCUUUUCGAAGAUACAAGAUCUCCAUCAAACACCCGUCUACUUUUGUCCAAGUUUCUUGCUCAGGUAGCUCUGAACAUGAAGGAUGACAUCGAAUUAUACCUACGCUGGACUUUUGAACGGUUACACGUAACGGCGAGCGGGAAUCGAGAUAGAGACAAGGAGAGAAAGACAUGGAUAGUCGCUUCUUUACGCGAACUCCUUAGUCGUCCUGCCCAUUCAUCUUCUCACCCACCUUCAUCAAUACUCCAACCUCUAAUCCCGUCCAUCCUAAUCGAUGUCGAAGCUCUUCUAGAUUCGAUGGCAUGUGUAGAUUGCUUCCCGGGUAUUCUCGAAGUGCUUGAGAAGAUUGUUGACAAGUAUCCGAACGAAUUUUGUGAGAGAUUCCAGGAUAUAAUUGAUCUUCUUGUAGGAUGGCAUAUUGAUACCUCGGUUUCUGACAAUUUGCAUCGAUUAAUUUCAGAAACGUUCAUUAAACUACGGCCGUGUUGGGCUCGUAAUCUUGAGUUUGCCUUCGAACUUAUGAGUCAUUUCCUAACUGAUAUGGAGGUUGAACUUGGACUGUCCAUAUUACCUGAUGCUGGGAAGGAAAAGCAGAAUGAAAGCGACCAUGAAGAAAGCGAUAAGGAUAAUAAGAAUGGUAUUUCGAGUAAUGUUAAGGCCUUGUUAAGCUGUUUCCAUGCAGUUGCUGAUGCAGUUGGCGGAGUUGUUCCAGCACAAUCAACGGAACAUUCUUGUGGAGCUGGAGUAGAUGAUAAUUCAUACCCUUUCGACAGAUUGCAUGCCUGGAUAAUUAAGAUUUUAAAUACUGUCGCUAAUAUGCAUCUUGAUGCCGACUGGUUACGGAAAGGGAAUCAAAUAAUUAUUUCCUUGAGUGCAUAUAGAAAAACAGCUUCCGUGUAUCAACAAACGCUUGCAAUUACUUUCUACUUGAAUCAGUUAGUAGUUACUCAGGACGAAACCUUAGCUGGCCGACAAAUAGAUGAAUGGUUUGAUGGUUUGUUACAGAUUCUAUCUAACUGGAUACCUGUCGUUCAUCCAGACAUUUUAUUUACCCUUGCCCAUCCCAACUCUAAACUCCAGCAACUCCGCAUACAUCACCCUCGCAAUACUCGUUUAUUUGCAGAUAUAUUGGAGAUGUUUCGGAUAUUAUUUAGAAAUCAAAACAACAUGAUAGAGACGGACGACGUUGGAAAGAAAAACAUAAUAAGCGAGUUGGAGAAUGAAGAGGUACCCGAAGAAGGAAAUGGAGAUGAAGUUAACGCUGAAAGUGAGAAUAAAGUUGUUGGAGAGUUGAAUGUACAUCAAGAAAUGAAGAAGAGUAAUGAUAAAGAGAACUCUACGGCAAUCGGUAAAACGAUCGACGAGACAGUUAAUAGAACAAUCGCAUCCUUGGUCCUGGUCACCGAUCUCGAGUUGUUAUCCGAAAUCGCAAGAUCGUGGAAUCGCGAACUGGAGGUGUUUUCGGUUUUACUUCAUGUAUUCGAGAAGAUCAAUAAAUGCGCAUACUUUGAUACAGUUCUAAUGACUGCAACGAUGAAGACGAUGAGAAGUGUUUCGCGAAGUUGCUCUUACUUUCUCUCACACCUUCACGCAUCUAAUUACCCAACCUUUUCCACUAUAACUUCCCUUAUUUCCUCAAUCUUUAUUAAUCACGUUAACUUUCCCAUAAAUAUUAUCUUAUUAACUAUCGACUGGUUUUUAAAUAUAAUCAAACACGUCAAUAAUGAAGAAACGAGGGUGAAAGCAGAUUUGACAGAGAAUGCAACGAAGGAUACACAAAAAUAUAUAAGAACGGAUGCGAAAGCGCAUAUUGACACAGUGUUGGAUGCAUUGACGAGGUUAUCGGAAGUAGCGAGGGAUAGAGAGAUUAGGCUAGUUGUGGCCAGAGUAGUAAGAGAUUACUUUAAAGUGUUUGGCUCUGUUUCUGUUAAAGAAAGCAUCGUUGUUGGAAUAUGGCACAGAAUUGCGGAUGUUGAUCCUAAAGUACAAACAGAGUAUGCAAAGCUGCUAUAUAGUAUUAAUCCAUUAUAUACUGCCUUUCAACGUAACGAAUAUUCGGAUACACUGUAUGAAGAUAUCAGAUCAACAAUCAUCUCGACACCUCACUUGGGCAACUUCCGCCCUCGCCACUUUCAAAUACUAAUGGCUCAUUUGGGAAUGGAAGAUUUCUUGUCAACAACAGACUCGGCAACGUUGCACGAUUCGUAUCCAUCUGAGAAUACAAAUAAUGGAGAAUGGCUGCAGAAAUUAUUUUAUUCUUGUCAGUCAGAAGUAACGUUCGAGCCAGUGAAUCAGAAGGGGAGGUCCAGCGAUAGCGCAAGUCACAAUAAUAUCAGAAACGGUCCUACAAAUAAUAAUUCUGACACCAUCACUACACCUACUGCAAACGAUACCGCACUUACUUAUCCCAUCUUUGCCUCAACGAUUGCAAAUUCGAUACCUUUGCUAACAUUCUGGUCGCUUUGGGAAUCGACCAGAUAUUGUAUAUUAUCACGACUACGCACGCCAUUCGGAGGUCCGAAGCAGACAUUUGAUUGUUUGGAGAAACAUUUAAACGGCUUACUUGAUAGUAUUGGAAAUACACUAGGCAAUGAUGGAAAUGAAGCUAGUAAAAUCGAGAGAAGUGAGGGCAUAACCAGUGCUGAGAUAGCCAGUGACGGUGGUAUCACUUCGGGUGCAAACGUACGCGCGUCUGCUUUUGACGAAUGCGCUUUUUUUUCUCCUUCUUCCUCACCAUCAACUCCCACCGCCCAUCUUGCCAACCUCCGUGCACUAUUAACUCUACUUACUCUUCUUGAACUUCAAAUUCACAAUGCCACAACCGGCACCGCGCUCUCCAUCAUCCCACCUGCCCCUCGACCAAGUAUCUUGUUCUUCCGUACAAAUGAGAAAGUAUGUGGGGACUGGUUCAGUCGAGUGAGAUUUGGACUGGUGAAAGGGGCAAGAAUGGUUGGAGAUGAUGCGAUGGUUGUAAGACAUGGUAUUAGUUAUUUGAAGGAGAAGAGUUGGGUGUUGGAUAAGGAAAAAGGAGGUCUGGAGAACGAGAGAGAGAAAGGUGGAACGGGUGAUAGAGGGCAUGUCAGACAGGGAGAUGAUAUUAAUAACUUGACAACCGCAAAGAAUAAGCAGAGUUUAUCCUUGAGCUAUAUUAAUGAAUUUCAAACGGUCUGCAUGUAUGUUGUAGAAAGUUUGGAGAGGUUAAAGGAAGGGGAUAUGGUUGUCGGAUUGAAAGAAUGGUGUGUGAAGAAUAUCGAUGAGAAAAGUACAAGAAAAAAUGGUGGUAAUAUUAGCAUUGUUGUUACUGGUGGAAAUAUGGAUGCGACUAGUACUACUCCCACAGCUCAACCCUGUACUCGCACACUGCUCCAACGCAAACCACUUCCUCGCUCCUGGCCUAUACCCGCGUCGCUUAUGUUUACUUGGAUGAGUCCUUCAAUACGGACAUCUUACCUAGAAUACGAGGCAUCGAUCACUGAAGCCACAAAAGUACUGAAUGAAUUAUUCGAACAUGAAAAUGCACAAGAGGGGCGUGAAGGAAGAGAUAACUCGGGGCAAGCUCAGGAUGCAGUUAAUUCUCGGAGUGUAAUUCGCUUAAUAAGCCAGUUCGUAACAUCCAAUAUUAUUAAUUGCUAUAUAAAACUCGAUGACAUGUCUUCUUUGUCCGAAUGGAUAAAAGAGCAUAAAAUAGAAGACAGUAUGCUGCACCCGUUGGUUAAGGAGAAUCGGCAAUAUUUAGAUGAAUUGGAGCGGUGGUAUACGGCAGAUGUGUUUGGAAAAUGGGAAACAGGCGAAGAAACGGGUAGAUUUGGAGAAGACAUGAGCGUUAUUAAGGAAUUGUAUGAGGGACCAAAUGAUAUAAGGCUUAUUGAAUGGCUUUAUCGAUUAAAAUACGUACAUCUUCAACAACCCGUGGCAAGAUCCUCAUCGCCAACAGCAUCUGUGACAAUGGGAGCGAAAUCUCUUCCUAUUACGUCAAAUACAUCCAUACUUACCUCUCCUUUUACUAAUAUUUCACCGGAUUCAAACAUUCCCAAUAUUAUCUCUUCACUACGUUUUCUUCCGCCAACGACUCGUUCCAUUAAUCCUAUUCUUUCUCAAAACUUUUCACACGCACUUCCACAUGAUCCUUCAAAGUUCAAAUCAUUCUUCGACAAUUUUGCUGAAAACGUAGAUAUAAGACAUACCUCGUAUUUCGGUGAUUUGUUUGAUUCGGAUACUGAUGUCUGGACAAAUCUUGAGCGACUUGUUGAGAAAGGCGUUGCAGAGAUCAAAGAUGGAAAAUGGGGAAGAAAAGAACAAGGGAAUGUAAAAUGUCUUAAUGCAAAUUAUGUGCAUUUAAUAAGAUACAUCACUGCGAAGGUUGCCAGAAAGUCUCGUGCAUACAAGAAAGCUAUGAAAUUACUUGGACAUUAUAAGAGUAACGACGAUGCUAUCCCUGUCGAGAUUAUUUUUGAGCAAGCAAAGAUUUUGUAUGAACAGAAUAAUUGUAUAGAGGCUAUUCGUAAAACUUGCUCGCUUAUGCCUCUUAAGAGACUGAACGAGGAGGGAACCGUAAAAGGGAACAUCAUGGAGAGUGUAAUGAAUAACGCAAUCCCCACAACAUUGCAUAAUAAUAUUUAUUUGAUGGAUGUAAUGUCAGAAAAACAAAAGCUUCAUCAGAAAAUGUAUUUAAAGCUGGCCAAGUGGUUAGAGAACUAUAGGAAUGAUAUCGAUCCUGAGACAAUGAUAAGUUUGCAAAAUGUGUUGAAUAGUAAUGGAAAUGCACUCAUCGAAGACAUUAAAAGCAGUAAUAAUGAUAGUAUUAACGCUGAGAUUAGCACUGUCACUACCACUAAUUUUAAUGCGGCUGAUAACUCUUCCCUUGAUACUAGCACUCGAGUCUCCCUUAUAUUUGCAUCUCUGACGAAUGCAAUCUCUCUCAACAAUAGUAUUUAUGCGAAACCCUGGUUCAUAUAUGCUACACACCAAUACCACUAUGGGUGGAAGAUAUUAGAUGAUAUAAAGAACGGAACUCGGAUGACGGAAGUGGUGAAAAGUGUUGCAAACGUGUUGAGACAAUGUUUCAGUGAUUGGAGUAAGAACGAAGAGAAUAUGCAUGAAGGAAUUGUAGGGGAAAACAUUGAUGCUAAUGUGGAUAAAGAUAUGCCUCAUUUCGAUCUAAUACUUAAGUCUAUUUUCACACUCUUCCUCCAAUACUUCAAUUCUUACACGCCACUCUCAACGGUUACCACGAUUCAUCGAGUUCUAAUUGACUUAGAACUACAAGUUUUGCGCUCGUUCAGCUCUGCUGUGGAUGGAUAUCACAAGUAUCUGCAGUUGAGCGAUGGGGAACAUGGUAAAAAUGUUGACAGUUCUAAGGACAAGCAUGAAGAUGGAGAAAAUAAUAAAGAAAACUGUAAUUAUGAUAAUCAUUACAGUAAGUCGCCUACACGCAUAACGGAAGCGGAUGCAUUAAUCUCAACACUGCGCAUUCUCAAUCUUCUCGUAACUUACGGUCCAAUUCUACGAUCAUUCCUCUCGUUCGGCCUCCACGCAACUACCACACAUCAUUGGCUUCCCAUUAUCCCACAAUUAUUCUCUCGCCUAACCCACCAUGAUUCUUUCGUCCGACACGAACUAUGUAAUUUACUCUGCAAAAUAGCAGAGAAUGAACCACACGCGGUGGUCUAUCAUACAGUCGUAGCACUGCAGGCGCAAAGAGUCAGUGAAGGAAAUAGAAUAUUAUUGAUAAGAAUCAUGGAGAGGAUUAAGCAAAAGAACGAGAGGAUUAUCGAAGAAACAAAGAUGGUAAUCAAGGAAUUACAAAGAAUAACGGUGCUUUGGGAAGAACUCUGGUUGAAUAAAAUAACAUCACUGCAAUUUGACAUUUCCAAGCGGCUACACAAAGUCAACGCCGAGUUCGAACGCAUUAAUGAUAAUCUCAACUUGACUCCUGCCGAACAAGACCAGAUAAUGAAAGAGACUCAUGAUGCUCAAAUGAAACCUGUCAUUGUUUCAUUCGAUAGAUUAUUGUCUAUUACAAGCAGAGCGACUACACACCAUGAGAAGUGGUUUUUAGAUAGCUUUGGUUCGAGAAUAAGGGAAGCAUAUGACAGAUUGAAAAGUCCAAAACGAUGGGACAGCGUCAAAGAAGGAUGGGACUUGUUUAAACUAAUCCAUAGAGAUCUAACAAAGCAAAUCCAAACCGCUCGGGCUCUUCCACUUGCUUCUCUCUCACCAUAUCUUUCUUCCCUUCAUUCAUCGUCACUUCCUCUUCCCACUUUUCCUUCAUCUCUUUCCUUCUCUCCCACCUCGUCCCCGCUCACCAUUUAUUCAUUCUCAGACACGGUUCACGUAUUACCCACAAAAACUAAACCAAAGAAACUUAAUCUAAUUGGAUCGGAUGGCAAUACAUAUGCGUAUUUAUUUAAAGGAUUAGAAGACAUGCAUUUGGAUGAGAGAAUUAUGCGAGGGUUACAGAUUACGAAUUGUUUGCUGCGAAGAGAUAAGCGGGGUAGGAAAGCAGGAUUAAAUGCCAGAUUUUAUGCAGUUGUGCCCCUAGGUGAGCAUUCGGGAAUGAUUCAGUGGGUCGAGAAUGCUGUGCAGCUAUUUGUAUUGUAUAAAAAGUGGCAACAGAGGGAAUAUUCUGUCAAGACGCUUAUUGGAAAUAGUGGGCACCCAGAGGGGCAAGCAAGCGUAGGAAUUACAAAUGCCAACGCUGCCACAACAAAUAUUGGAGUCGCAACAACCAUCGCCAAUACCCUUCUUCAGCGUCCUAGUGAUAUAUACUACGAAAAGAUUCGUAAGUUGCUCAAAAAGGAAGGCUUGCCUCCAACCAUAUCCCGCAAGCAUUGGCCGAAAUCUAUCCUAAGGACUGCCUACCUCGACCUACUCAAUUCUACUCCUUCAGAUCUUCUCUCUAAUGAGCUCUGGUCUUCGUCCACGACACCUACCUCCUGGUUGCAAAAAUCAAUUUCAUUGAGUCGAUCGAUUGCUGUCAUGAGCAUCAUUGGAUAUAUCAUCGGUUUAGGAGAUAGGCAUCUAGAUAAUAUACUUGUCGAUUUUGAGAGAGGAGAAGUUAUACAUAUAGACUAUAAUGUUUGUUUUGAGAAAGGAAAGAAAUUAAGAGUGCCGGAAACUGUUCCGUGUAGAUUAACGCAAAAUAUAGUGUCUGCGCUUGGAAUAACAGGUGUUGAAGGAGUAUUUCGUAUCGCAUGCGAGGAUACCUUACGUGUUCUCCGAGCUAACGGCGAAAUUCUUGUCAUGCUUCUUGAAGCAUUUGUUUAUGAUCCAUUACUCGAUUGGCACUCGGAUGAAGGUAGAGACAAGACUGCUGUGGAAUUUGAGGAAUCUGCUGGGUUGCUAGUACCAAAAGUCAAAGAAAUGAAAGGGUUAUUUGAGAACAUGGAAGGAAGGAUAGAAGAUAUUUUGAUCCUAGAGAAGCAGUUGGAUGAGAGAUUAGUGACAGAAGAUGUGGAAAUGGGAACAGAAGAAGUGAACGAGAAUGAGGUGAAUCGAAUAGUAACAAGAACGUCUGCAAAAUGCGUUACUGCCUCUUCUCUUCAUCAAUCUCCAGGGUUUGAGGACAAGGAAAUAAACGAAGAUAACAUAGAUACAAAAGGUUUAAUGCAGGAGUUUGGUGAGGCGGACGCAAGCUCGCAGUUGUUUUUUGCCCAAGACGUUGAGAGGGACAACGACGAAUGUGAGGAUACUAGCGAGAAAAUAAAACCGCAUGCUAACAAGAAACAGUCCGAAGCGGUGAGCCAGCAGCCUGAUUCCGCGUUAAUAGAUGAGACUGCCGAAGUUCGCAACGCGUACGCAGUAUCAGUAUUAAAACGCGUUAAAGAUAAACUUGAAGGACGUGAUUUCGACUCGUUAUCCACGAUGACUAUUGCUGAGCAGGUUGACAAGAUUAUUCAAUCGGCUACUGAUGUUAAUAAUUUAUGUGUCCUAUAUGAAGGAUGGACACCAUGGAUAUAA
This is a messenger RNA of Paraglomus brasilianum, 8271 nucleotides long. The record is from the annotation of a GenBank genome assembly. Lineage: Eukaryota; Fungi; Glomeromycota; Glomeromycetes; Paraglomerales; Paraglomeraceae.